CGUCUGUAACUGGCGCUGCACUGUGACGCGGUUUUCUAACGUCCCGCCGCGCGAAGCCACGCAGUUUUAGCCAACUUGUAAACAAGUCAAGUUGCCUUGUGCUAGAUUAGAAGUCUCCCGACGUUUUGAAAAGUGCAUCAAAUCAUUGCUUGGUUUACAUUUCCGCGAACAGUGUGUGCAAUUAUUGUGUGCGCCCAUUUCAGUUUUUCUAAAGUCUAACUUGUAAUCACCCAGGAAGUAAUCAGCCAUGUCCAAGACUCCUACAGCCCCCACCGCCCUCCUGGCCGAGAUCAGCAAUACUGACGCCAGCACCCUGCACCAUGUCAAGCCAGAGGAGAAGAACCCACUCCCUUCAGCCGAAGAUGUCGCUCAGGAGCGGUUCCACAAAGAUCUGAUCGAUGGGGUCAACCAGUUUGAUACCACCUGCCUCAAUCGCACACGCACUAAAGAGCGGGGGAUUCUACCUGACACUGGCAUCAUAGCGGAGGAGAAACAACACCAGGAACACAUAGAGAACAUCAACAAAUUUAAGAGGACAAGUCUAAAGCGAGCCGAGUCCCUGGAGAAAGGUUGUUUGCCCACACAGGAUGUGAUUAACCAGGAGAAGACAGAGGCCGAGUUAAGAGAGAGGAUUGGGACCUUCAACAAAGACCAGCUGAAACACACCAGCACAGACGAGAAGAUUGUCCUCCCUAGCCCUGAUGAAAUCCAGCAUGAAAAAGUAGAAAUGGAAAUACGUGAAAGAAUUGGCUCUUUUCAUAAAGGGGACUUAAACCACAUCAAGACAGUGGAGAGAGUUGUCUUGCCUUCCGAAGAGGACAUACAGCAUGAAAAAGUUGAACAGGAACUAAGGGAGAGAAUUGGAUCUUUCCAUGUGGAAGACCUUCACCCCACUGAAACAGCUGUGAAGCUAGUUCUGCCAUCAGAGGAUGAUAUCCAACAUGAAAAAACGGAACAAGAGUUAAGGGAGAGAAUUGGGUCUUUCCAUAAGGAAGAUCUCCACCACACUGAAACUGAGGUCAAGGACAUCCUGCCCACAGAAGAUGUGAUAGUUCAAGAGAAGCAGGAACAGGAACUGAAGAACUCAAUCAAUUCUUUUAAGAGAACUAGCCUCAAACAUGCUGAAACACAGGAGAAAAAUCCAUUGCCACCUACUGAAGCAAUUAAUCAAGAGAAAAAGGAGACGGAGCUGCGUAACUCUAUUGAAGGGUUUGAGAAGAACCAGCUGAAGCCUGCUAAGACAGAUGAGAAGAAUCCUCUGCCAACUAAAGAAGAGAUUCUUGCAGAGAAGAAAAGUUCCAAAUAGAAACAUAUCCAGUCCAUAUUUCUAGCAGCUUUGUUACAAAGACUUUGUAAAGAGAAUCGGCAGCAGGCUGUACCAUCUACUGCACUGUGUACAUGAUGAUGUAGGACAGAGACUUGCCUCUACGAUGAAAUUCUAGCUACAUCAAAGGAUUUUUUUUUUCUGAAUUUAACUUAACUAAUUUUUUCGCAUUAGAAAUUAAAAUUAGGGUAAAUUAUUUUUCAGAGCAUCCAUUUUAGAUUGAUCACAGAAUAAUGCAUUAAAAUUAUAUUUAAAAGCUUAGUGUUAGGAUUAAUUGAGGAUUACUAAACAAAACUUUAAAAAUAAUUAGCUUAGGUGAUUAUCUAAUGUAGAAAUUUGAUACUAUUUAUGCUAAUUAAGAUAUGUGCUGAUCACUUUAGUCGUAGUGCACACUAUUUGUCAUUGUACACAGUGUCAUUUCCAGCAGGCCGUUUUUCUUACCAUAUUUAUCAUCAACUGAUGGUCAUGUCCAUGUCAAAAAACAAACAGUUAACUCAUUAGUCCCAGGAAAAACUUGUUAAAAUUUUGUUUUAUUUUUUUGGAUUUUUUGACUCCUAGAAUUUUAGGUGGGUUUUAUAAAAAUUUGGAUGACAUAUAAAUUAUUAAUGGAUCAGUUUAAUUUUGUUAUAUAAGUUUUUAAUGGAUUAGUGUGAGUUAUUGACUGUUUGGUUGUUGACUCUGUACAGAAAAUGUGUUGUUAAGACAAGCUUGUAAAUAAGUGCCUACUACUCACUUGUCCUGUUUGACUAGCAUAGCCUCCCCUUUCCCAUCACUUAGUACACAAGAACAAUAACUCCUUGCACAUUAGGUUAUCUCAAUCACUGGAAAUAACUGGGUGUUGAGGUAGAAGUUGUUUCUCUAACUAAACUCUAUUGCCCCUAUCAAUCACUUAGCUUUCCAAAUUUAGAAGUUAUAAUCACCAAUAGUGUGGAUAAUUUUUUGUUUUAGAAAAGUUUGUAACUUUUUUCGACCCUAUGUUUUGAAACGAAUUUUAUAGCAGACCAUAAAUUAACAUUCCACAAAUUUAAACUUAAAAACUAAACAUAAAUGUAUGAUAUUUCCUCCAAUUUUUAUAUUAAUUUGUUGGUUAAGUAAACUAUUGUUUUGAUUUCACUGUUGGUGCUAAUGUAAUUACUAGUGGUAAACAUAUUUCACCAUUAAAGCAUUUAAAAUUAUUAAAAAUUUACUAUGCAUGAGGCAACUCAAACAUUAUUUUUUUUCCAAAACUUAAAAGAAAUGUUAUGGCAUUAUAUUAAAAAUGUACAUUUUUUUCAGUCUUCUUAUAUAACAUAUCCAUAUAAUUUCCAUUCUUCCUCUAUAAAAGGGACUCUAUUACUUGUUAUACAAAUCUAAGCUUAAAGUGAAUUUUUUUUAUUUACUAUAUGCCAAUAAUAAUAAUAUACUGCCUUUUAUUUGAAUGCAUUUUGUGCAUGUUUUUGUAAGGGUGAAGCUCCGAUCAAUUCUAUUUAUAAAAUUUAAAAAGUGAUCAGUAUAGCAUUUUUAUUUUAAAUUGUUGAAAUCUAGAGUGGCAUUGGAGUUUUUAGAAAAUUUGGUUUUAAAAGAUGUUAAAAUUAUUGCUCUGGCUGAUGAUGACAACUAUGAAGAACAAAACUAGACUUAACGCACAUUGUGCUCUUUAUGAAAAUGUGGUACCUAACUUAAGCUCUAUCUUUUGUAUUAAACUUUUUUUUUUCUAUUCUAA
Messenger RNA from Physella acuta, 3026 nucleotides. Its product is annotated as thymosin beta. Gene Ontology annotation, biological process: actin filament organization. Gene Ontology annotation, cellular component: cytosol. Lineage: Eukaryota; Metazoa; Mollusca; Gastropoda; Physidae. The record is from RefSeq and is a predicted model, not a curated record. Gene Ontology annotation, molecular function: actin monomer binding.